Hemisphaericaspora subhashii is the source of this 375-nucleotide messenger RNA. It is a transcript of the gene PAM16, whose product is annotated as import motor complex subunit. Gene Ontology annotation, biological process: protein import into mitochondrial matrix. The record is from RefSeq and is a predicted model, not a curated record. Gene Ontology annotation, cellular component: TIM23 mitochondrial import inner membrane translocase complex. Bases 1 to 375 code for a protein of 124 amino acids. The transcript has a single exon. Lineage: Eukaryota; Fungi; Ascomycota; Pichiomycetes; Serinales; Debaryomycetaceae.
AUGGCUCAUAGAUUAUUAGUUAAUGUUAUCUUCACUGGUGCGUCUGUUUUUGGUCGUGCAUUUACAGAAGCUUACAAACAAGCAGCUAAAGCAAGUGCUGCUGGUGCUGCCAAUAGACCAGCUAAAGCCGCUUCAACUGGGGGGAUUAGUGUGGAUGAAUCCCUUAAGAUUUUGGAUUUAGAAAAGACUGAAUUAUCUUUGGAUAAAAUAGAUGAAAAAUAUAAUUAUUUAUUUGAUGUGAAUUCUAAAGAAAAGGGGAACUCAUUUUAUUUACAAAGUAAAGUAUAUUAUGCGAUGGAUACUUUAAAGAAAGAACUAGAGUAUUUGGAGAAACUUAAAGCCGAGAAGGAAGCAGGAGGUGCGGCGUCUAGUUAG